UGGACUGGAUUAGAAUAAAGUGGACAGUGGAAUAACGAAAGGGACGGUUUUUUCGAUUAAAUAGAGUCAUCAACGCUCCGUUCGGGAAUGCCCUGGUUAUUUGACUCUUUGAAGUGUUUAGGCGGGGGACAUCAGUGGUUGCUAUUCUAAAAACAAACAAAAUUCUUUCGGAGAGGUUCAGGUUUCUAAGCUUCAGAAAAGAUUUGCAGUUCUCAUAGGCUGGUGCAAAUUCUGUUUUCAGAGGACAAAAGAGUGGGUGACAUCGCAAUUGGAAUCAAGAUUACUGGUGAAAGAAAAUCAAGUGAUUUUUGUCUUUUUUGAGACAGUCAUUGUAUCAAAUACUCAAGCGUGUAAUUUUGCUACGAAAUCGAGCUAAAGGCCUUUUCCUUGACCCCAGUUGAGUACAGGGAAAGAACUUAUAAGAACGAGUAUUCCAUAACACUGGCUAACAAUAAUAAAGGAAGUCAAAAAUGGAGUCAAGAAAUAGAUGGCUGGUCAUUGUUCUGCCCUUGUUUAUGACUUGUUCUUCUCCAGUCAAGCCGAGUCUCACAAGAAAAGAUGACAGUCGUUCAUCCAUAUUUAGCAUAACAAAAGGUCACGUUCUGACGGGACAUGUCAUUCAUAAACAGCAGACUUUUGACAUUAUGGCAUGCGCACAGUUAUGUUUGGCGCACCCAAAGUGCACGUCAUUCAAUUACGAGAACACCCGAAAUGGAAUCUGUGAGCUGAACAGAAAAGGUUUCGAUGGAGAAUUGGUUGUGGGAAAAAAUGUACUCUCUACCAAGAAUGGGCAUUCGUUUAGUCAACUGAUUAACUUCAGUCCUCAAGUUUUAGAAGACGAAUUUGUCUUCACAACCCUAGGCGCCCGAGGAGAAACUGGGCCCACAAAUACAUCCGGGUAUGUAGGAACAUUGCUGGAAGAUAAAGUAACAUUAGACAAUGGCAUCCAAAUUUGGACUGUUCCCGUGACUGGAAUCUACGUCAUUGAAGUGUCAGGUGCUUCAGGCGCUAAUGGCACAGAGCUAGGCAAAGAUCCCGUAUCUUGGAGGCUCGGUGGCUUAGGAGCCAAGAUGAUAGGAACUUUCAAACUUCACAAAGGAACCCAGCUUAAAAUUCUUGUUGGUCAAAAGGGUCAUCGUACUGAGAAAUUCGGUGACGCCCCCGGAGGUGGGGGAGGUGGAAGCUUUGUGGCUUUGUUAGAUAACACUCCGCUAAUCAUUGCAGGAGGGGGAGGGGGUGGAGGAUCAGCGAGCAAGCAAUUUAAAGACGGUGAUCCUGGUCAGACAACAGAGAAUGGCACCAGGUGUGGUGGGACGGGAGGGUCCGGUGGACAAGUCUGUGACCUUAAAACGGGCAACAUUGAUUCUCGCUUAAUAGCUGGAGGAGGAGCAGGACUAAAGGGCGAUGGAAACGGGGGACCUGGACCUGUGAUUGCACAGACGCCCUCAAGUUUUAUAAAUGGCGGAACUGGGGGAACAUGUCCGGUGUCGCAAGGGGGCUUUGGAGGGGGCGCAUUCGCCUUUGUACUUGGUGGUGGCGGGGGCGGGUAUUCCGGUGGAGGAGUUGUUGGGACCUCGUCCAGUGGUGUGGCAGGUGGAGGGGGCUCGUAUAAUAACGGAACAAAUCAACUAAACAUGGUGGGUGUUAAUAAAGGCCACGGGAAAGUUAUUAUCAAAUUAAAGACUUGAAGGAACACUAUGACCAGACCACUAGCUAAAAACUGUACUUAGAGUAAUAAUUAUCAACUCUAACUUAAUCAUAGAACGCUUGUGAAGAGAUGCAAUGGUGCAAAGAAUCACAUGAUCUUGGAGAUCUAAUCAUGGAAAAGUAACCUUAAUCUAAUAUCCUGUUUGUUCAAAACUGUAAAUAAAUCGAAUGCUUGUUUAUUCGCGCCAUCUUUAGUCAUCUCACUUCCUCAAACGAUCUCUCGACGUUAGCUGAGUACUGUUUUCUUGUUCAGUGAUCUUUCGUUAAAAGAUCAGGGAAUAAAUUAACAAGAGUACUUUUAUGGAGCUGACUUGAUGUAAAACAUACCUGGUCACGUAUUUGCCUACCUAGUUAGAAAAUAACUCUACCUCUCCGUUUAGAAAUUCUGUUGCGGAGAACAUCGGCCAAGUGCGUGGGUGAGUUUCAACAGGGAUGGUGUUACUAUGUAAAUAGAUGAAACAUUCUAAAAUGAUUGCGGUGUAAUUCGUCAUUGGACUGACAAUAACAACAAGAUUCGUAACGUGUAAAUACAGUACAAUGUAAGAUUAGGGAAUGCUCUUUGAUUCAAUUAAACUGAGUGCUAUUCGAUGUUGUUAUAGACUUGGUUAUGGAUUUAUUUUUAAUGAGCCACCUAGAGGCCAGCUAGGUAGUUCACCCAUCCAUCCUCUUAUUACCAAGAACCAAAGUGCCAGAUGAGAUUUGCGGUACUUGAUUAUUUGACACCCAGGCCUUCCUUCGAUAUCAGUGGAGAUGCCUAAGGAGAGCCAACAGCUUAUGAGAGACUGAUCGAGUAGAACCAUCUAAACCAGUAAGGCAGCCUGCUGUGAGGAGUGAAACUGCUACAGAUAAGGCUGGACUGUUCCUUCAACCGUGUGAUUACCAGAGCAUUGACUGAGAGAGGACAGACAUCCAGGGAUCAUUGGCAAGUGGGACCUCAUGAAUCGAACAUGCUCUCGUUAUUACGGACAGCACUGACAAGCCGGGUCGUAAUGGAGAAGAUCAUAACCGCAGACCAAGAUCAAGUAGACAAGUACGAAGCAGACAGUAAAUCAAAUAUUACAGACGAUAAUAAUCCUACGGAAGACGACGAAUACUUUCUAAGCAGUGAAAAAAAUCUAGUUUAAUCUAUAAAUCUCGAAUUGACAAAAUAUCACAAAUCUUGGGUUCCAAACUAAGAAUAAAAGCUUACUUAUUACGAAAAUAAAACAAACAAGAUUCUUUGGGAGAAGGUCAGAUUGCCAAGCGUCAGCUAGAUUGGUGGUCCUCAUAGGCUGGGUAAUAUUGUAUUUUCAGAGAACAAAAGAGUAGCUGUGACUACA
Orbicella faveolata is the source of this 3026-nucleotide messenger RNA. RefSeq lists its product as uncharacterized. The record is from RefSeq and is a predicted model, not a curated record. Lineage: Eukaryota; Metazoa; Cnidaria; Anthozoa; Scleractinia; Merulinidae.